GUGUUCCACAGGAGCGCUGUGAGCUGAUCGGAUCUGCCUCCUCCUCCUCUACUGAGCGUGUGUGUCUGUAUGUUGCUCCUACAUUACACACACUUCAUUUAUCAAUAACAUUACACCUUGAAAAGAGAUAUACGUUGUGGAUUAUCAUGUCAGACACGGAGACAAAACCAUCCAGUGAUGGAGCAGAGAAGAAGGAUGGAGAGUACAUUAAACUCAAAGUGAUCGGCCAGGACAACAGUGAAAUUCACUUCAAGGUGAAAAUGACGACGCAUCUAAAGAAGCUGAAGGAGUCGUACAGUCAGAGACAGGGUGUCCCCAUGAACUCUCUACGGUUUCUCUUUGAAGGACAGAGAAUCGCAGAUAACCAGACUCCCAAAGAGUUGGGGAUGGAGGACGAGGACGUGAUCGAGGUGUAUCAGGAACAGACCGGCGGCUACUGGAACGACUAGACCUUUUGCUUCCUCUCCUUUCUUUUUAAAUCUUAAUUUUGUAUGUAUGAUGUUUCUUUCUUUCUGUUUCCUUUUGUGCUUCUCUCAGAGGGAAAUGGAAAAAAAACAAAGAAAACCAUCUGGAUCAAAGCGAUACUACUCGGCUGGAGAGAUGGGGUCAGAGGUGUAGGAAGGAGGAAAGAAUAAGGAAAAAGAUCACUUUUUUCCAAACCUUCCUCUCUCUCUCUCUCUCUCUCUCUUUAAGUCUUUUAAAUACAGAGUCUGGAUUAGUGUGUGCCACUAACCCUCAGAGCAGCUCUUCAAAUUCCCCCAAUAAAUUGAUCCCCAUCAGUGACGAUUCAUUUCUGCAGGAUAGACACUAAAUCAUUCACGUCUAUUCCUACAUGAUAUUCCUCUAAUAUGCAAUUAUUGUCGGAUUAUAAAACGUGUGCUGCGUUUUCCUUUGUACGUGACAUUUGCACACAUCAAGGGAGCGACAGCUCCGUGUUGUAGCUGUUUGUGAUGCAUGUUGGGUUUUUUUUUGAUGCGUUUGUUUCGUCUCCGUUCAGACAAUUGCUCCCCUGUUUAUUAAAAUAAUACAUAACGCAAUAAGGCCCUGUUUUAUCAUAACAUAAGAACGAUUGCUGAUCAACACUCAGGGGGUGACAAAAUAACUCCACUGAUCUCUCUCUCUCUCUCUCUCUCUCACACACACACACACACACACACAUGAUGAUGAUGUCACUGCACGUUUAGCUUUUUCGUCCACUUCUUAGCUUGCAUUUUAAACUUGAGAAGACUUGGUCCAGAUGGUUUGUGGACAUAGAAGAGAUUGUUAUUUUGCUUUUGUCUUGUUUUUUUGUUUUUUUUUUGUUUGUUUGUUUUUUUAAAUAAAAUGUGUCAUAAAAGCA
Messenger RNA from Ictalurus punctatus (channel catfish), 1339 nucleotides. It is a transcript of the gene sumo1, whose product is annotated as small ubiquitin like modifier 1. Gene Ontology annotation, biological process: protein sumoylation. The transcript is spliced from 5 exons. Gene Ontology annotation, cellular component: PML body; nucleus. The record is from RefSeq and is a predicted model, not a curated record. NCBI's taxonomy places the organism in Eukaryota, Metazoa, Chordata, Actinopteri, Siluriformes, Ictaluridae. Gene Ontology annotation, molecular function: ubiquitin-like protein ligase binding; protein tag activity. Bases 147 to 449 code for a protein of 100 amino acids.